AACACCCGCAUGGAACACACAACAAUCAGAAAGCGCUUUUAGAGGAACUUUUAACUACACGAAAACGACUGCUUCGUCAUUUUCAACUUUUGAAACAGUAGGUCCUUUCGAACAACCAAAUAUUAGAGUUGAUAUAUCAUCAAACUUUACGCCUGCUCCUUUAAUUCCGCAAUUUGGUUUUGGUUUCACAUCUGCGUCUUCUGGAUUAGAGACCGGACUUACGGAUUUUUAUCCUUCACUUUUAGAAACAACACAAGGGGGAAGGGGACUACUGACAGCUAAUAUCACAAUGGAAACAAAAUUUUCAGAACUUACUGAGCAAGAUCAAAAUCUAAUUACUGAAAUAGAUCAAUACAUACAAAAUCAGAAACUAAUUAUGUCAAGUCUUGAGUCUACCCACUUAUCGAAUUUGUAUUAUUAUGUGAAAGAAGUUAUUGAUGAAUCACGGGCAUUAUUUCAGAAGAUGAACGCCUUCGAGAAUGAACUACAAAUUUCUCAUUAUUUAAUAUACGAGAGAUUGAAGGAUCUAGAAGGUCAAAUCACAAUUGUAGAUAUUGGUAAACGAUUUUAUAAGGCUGCCUCCCAAGGACUAAACGAUAAUAUUUUGCAACUCGGAGAUAAAGAAAUUUUAAAAUAUUAUCAUGACCUUUUAAAUUCUUUCGAUGAACGAUUGAGGCAAUAUUCUAUAUCUAUUGAGGAAAUAGAUCGGCACUUUUCUUCAUUGUGUCAAGGCAGUGAAAUCGGAAGUCUUUUUGCACUUAAUGAAACCUUGAAUUGGCAACAUCAAUGUUUCAUGGCUGUUACUGGAAUGGUAGCAAAAUUACAUGAAGAAAUGGAUGAGCUUCGUGUAAAUUUUGGAAAAGUUUUUUCUAACACACUUGAAGAACAAAAAGACCCAACUUUAUUAAUUUGCAAAUUUACGCAAAUAAGGUUCGAGGAUGACAUCAUUUGA
This is a messenger RNA of Funneliformis mosseae, 952 nucleotides long. The record is from the annotation of a GenBank genome assembly. Lineage: Eukaryota; Fungi; Glomeromycota; Glomeromycetes; Glomerales; Glomeraceae.